Molecule: messenger RNA, 2379 nt
Organism: Aspergillus nidulans FGSC A4
Lineage: Eukaryota; Fungi; Ascomycota; Eurotiomycetes; Eurotiales; Aspergillaceae
Product: type I HSP40 co-chaperone YDJ1
Exons: 4
Coding region: 720-1958 (412 amino acids)
Biological process (GO): tRNA import into nucleus; protein folding; cellular response to starvation
Cellular component (GO): nucleolar peripheral inclusion body; TRC complex; cytosol
Molecular function (GO): ATPase activator activity; heat shock protein binding; Hsp70 protein binding
Source: RefSeq, a predicted model, not a curated record
GCAAAAGCGGGUUUGAAAUUCAGGAUUGUACUGUAUUACGAAGGCUGAUGGAAGAAAGCUCAGGAAGCGGAUGGAAGAAGAUGGAAGAGAAUCGAAUUUGCUUGGCAAGGAAUUCAGUGGGCAGCCUGCGUGGUCGAAACGACGAGAAUCUCAGUACAAAGAUAGAAAUUCCGAACCCAGUCAGUAAAUCAGGCUGGUCAAGCUGGACGUGAAAAUCUAUCCAAGUUACCUCAAGAACAUACUCUUCAUCUUCCAAUAUAGAACCUCGUUGCGCUUGUCCAGUUAAUUCCGUUGCUGGGUCGUAUCUCCGGUAUCAGUGAUACCGAAGCCUCGCAAAGAAGCACUCAGGAAAAGUUCCGUUGGUGCCUGGUCCUGGUAUCUAAUACGCAAGCUUACACCAAAUCUUACCAGCCUUUGCCAUCCCCAUCCUCUCGCACUCAGCCCCGGUCCAAUUCUUCAAGCCGCCUUCUGCUUCCACACUCAGGUCCUUUUAAAUCCUCCUCUCAGCCUCUCAAACCUCUCCCUUCACAUUCAAACCCUCCGCCGCACGGUCUCCUAAAUCCUCCUUCUCCUCUCACGUCCGGCGACUACAGUUCUUCCCACUUCUCGUCCUCCCGGACCUGCUUUUAUUCAAAAAAGUUCGUGUUUAUUCGGAACCUUCGUCCUACCCCUCGCGAGCUCUCUACUCUCAUUUUGAGUCCGCUUAGACCUAGAUCACAAUGGUUAAAGAUACGAAGUUUUACGACAUCCUCGGGGUUGACCCGUCGGCCUCCGAGGCCCAGCUGAGAAGCGCUUACAAGAAGGGUGCCCUCAAGUACCACCCUGACAAGAACCCCAACAACCCAGAGGCCGCUGAAACAUUCAAGGAAAUGUCCAAGGCGUACGAAGUUCUCUCCGAUCCUCAGAAGCGUAACAUCUACGACCAACUUGGUGAAGAGGGUCUUGAAGGCGGUGGCGGUGCCGGUGGAAUGGGCGCGGAGGAUCUCUUCGCCCAGUUCUUCGGCGGCGGCGGUGGUUUCGGCGGCAUGUUCGGCGGUGGUAUGCGGGAUCAGGGCCCCAAGAAGGCUCGCACCAUUCACCACGUCCACAAGGUCAACCUGGAAGAUAUCUACCGCGGCAAAGUAUCCAAGUUGGCUCUCCAGAAGUCCGUCAUCUGUCCUACUUGCGACGGUCGUGGUGGUAAGGAGGGCGCUGUCAAGACAUGUGCUGGCUGUAACGGUUCCGGUAUGAAGACGAUGAUGCGCCAGAUGGGUCCCAUGAUUCAGCGCUUCCAGACUGUCUGUCCCGACUGCAAUGGUGAAGGAGAGAAUAUCCGUGACAAGGACCGCUGCCGCAACUGCCAUGGUAAGAAGACUGUUGUCGAGCGCAAGGUCCUUCACGUCCACGUUGAUCGUGGUGUCAAGAAUGGCCACAAGAUCGAGUUCCGCGGUGAAGGUGACCAGCUUCCUGGCGUCAUGCCUGGUGAUGUUGUUUUCGAGAUUGAGCAGAAGCCCCACCCCCGAUUCCAGCGCAAGGAUGACGACCUUUUCUACCAUGCCGAAAUUGACCUCCUUACUGCGCUUGCUGGCGGAACAAUCAACAUUGAGCACCUUGACGACCGGUGGUUGUCUGUAACAAUCGCCCCUGGCGAGGUUAUCACACCUGGUGUCAUCAAGGUUAUCAAGGGCCAGGGUAUGCCGUCGUACCGCCACCACGAUCACGGUAACCUCUACAUCCAGUUCGACGUCAAGUUCCCCGAAAACCACGAACUUAGAAACCUCGAACUUUUGGAGCAGGUUCUGCCUCCCCGACAGGAGACAAACAGGCCUCCUGCGGACGCUAUGGUGGAAGACUUUGAUUUGGAGGAGGUUGAUAACAGCGAGCGCUCACAAGCACGCGCUCACGGGGCGGCCAGCAUGGACGAGGAUGACGAUGACGUUCCUCCUGGCGCUGAGCGGGUGCAAUGCGCUUCUCAGUAAUCUGGAGUGUUGUUAUGAUUGGGUGUGGCAGGGCCUCAUGAACUUCGCUUAUGAUACCAUGUUGAAGAUUAGCCCUGGCAUUGCUCUGUUCUGUUUUAAUUUUCGACGACUUGCUUUGCGAUGGCGUUUGCACCGAAGAUUCGGCUGAUGACUGGAGAUUCUCUUUCUUUCCUCUUUCGUCUUUCCACCCUUUAACCUUUUUUCCUUCGGCAUUCCAUCGACCGGUUGAUUCGUUUGGUUUCUAUACAUAAUUUCCAUCCUUUCCUUUCUCUUAGGUGGGAUCUAUUCGUGUUGUGGGAUCUAGGGACGCGGCCAGCACCCGCGCUUUGCGGCUGCAGAUGAGGACAGUUGUUCUUGGGGUGGUUACUGACAUUACCGACAUUAUAGACUCGCAUGAACUUGGGUAUGAUUUUCUUCUGAC